CCCGUGCAGCGAAGGGCGCGGCGUGCCCCGCAUGGGCGGCAGGGAGGCGGAGGGCGGCCCGCCUCCCUCCACACCACGCCGCAACACACCACUUCCUCUACUAACACCGUCCCGCCCCACCACCACCACCACCACCACCAUCACCACCACCACCUCCACCAGCAGCAGCAGACGGCGGCGGCGGCGGCGGCAGCGGCUGCGGCGGCGGCCCAGGAGGGCGUGGAGGUUCGGGGGCUGCAGGGCGUGAGCGCGGGGGAGCUGCUUGGUAAGACUCACGAGGAGCUGGUGCUGCUCCUGAUCCAGCUGCGGCGCCACCACUCGGCGCUCCAGGCGGCCCGCCACCACGCCCGCCUCGAGAGAGACUCGCAGGCCCGCCUUGCGCACCUGGACGGGGAACACCGGGAGGACCACCUGCGCCGCCUGGCUGCCCUUAACCACCACCUGCACGAUCUUGAUAAGCAGUAUGAGAUGGGCAAACCCCUCAUCAACCUUGUAGACAACAUGGUCAAGCUUGGGUCGCUGUAUCGAGGCGGCGACUCGAGGCUGUCUGCUCCUCGCGAUUCUCAGAGGCCGAGGUCGUACUAUCCAGCAGAUGGCUAUGACUCUCUUCAGUUCUCAAGAAGAAUUCAGGAAAGGAGAAUAGUAGCAGAAGACAUGCAAGAAUAUGAGUUGGCAGCGGCAGAUCAGGCUGACUUAGAGGGAAAAGUGAUGCAAUUGUAUAAGUUGGACAAGAACCUACAACAAGAGUCACUGACCAUUCAGAGCUUGCAGAGAGAGAAGGAGAUGCUGGAACGCACCCUAGUAAACCUGAAUUCCAAGUCUCACGGAGCAAAUGAGGGACCAGUAGAACUUGAACGGAGAAAGAAACAGAGACGGCACUUGGAACACGAGCUAUCCAAACUCCGUGCUCACCUUGCUGUGUCUGCAAGGAAAUUAGAAGAGACUGCCGCUGAGAACAGCCGGCUAGAGCAUGAGAUGAUGAUGCUUCGCCAAAAGAUUCAGGUAACCAUGGCACGCAACUGCCAGAGGGAGUCAAGCAGCAGUGCUGAAACACGCCACAUCGAAGCAGAAAUGGUUCGCGUGCAAACACUGUUAGAAGAUCUACAGAGACGGAGAAUUGAACUGAGUCAUCAGAUCCAAAGAUUAACAUCAAGUAACCCAGGCAUUGAGCUGAGACCCUCCCCCACUGGCGUAGUGGGUGCUGCCCCUGUGCCUGCAAGGAAGAGAAGAAGCACUUGGCUUGAGACUGACCUGGACGCCAUGAUAACGAGGGAUAGGGGCUUAGACCCACCUGAGGAUGAGAGGAUGCCCAGUCACCCUGUGUAUGUGAAUGCUUCAGGAUAUCCAGACAAGGUUGGGCCCAGUGAUUACCCUGAAAGUCCGGACUAUAUAGAUACAGACUAUCCACCACCUCCACCUCCUCCUGAGCAUAUGCGGUCAUAUAAUGAACUCCUUGAUAGCCAAACGUCAUUGGCAGAUCAUUUCCUGAAUGAACAUCUAUACCUUCAUAAUUAUUCAGCUUUAGGAGAAUCUGAUCAAAUACAGCCUCUGUUAAAUGGGGACCUUGGAGGAAGUGCCUUGCUGGGGCUUGACCGUGAUGCUGCAGAUAACCAACCAGAUGGUGAAGAGCAGCAGCAGUCUGGGAGCCAUCUGGAUAUCAAUGAUGCAGAUGACAGAAUGAAGAGAUAUUAUGGUAUCCUCCCUAAAGAGAAACCACUGGAAAUAAAGACUGUGCGCAUAGUGAAGAGAGAGUCAACAGAGCGAAAGAAGGACCGUAGUGUUGGUGGAAAGCGGGUGACGAUCGGAGAGAACAACCUGACUUACGUGACGGAAGAUGACAUUGAGAGCGACGGUCUGUCAGACGUUGAGAAUGAACCGCCCAUUCCUUCCUUUGCUUCAAGGUCAGCCUCACUGCCUCGGAACUAUGGACGAAAUGGGCCAGGAGAACGUGUUAGCAUGAUGGCAGCAAUGAUGAGGACGAGUGUUGGAAAUGCAGGCACCAUGACACGACCCAAUAAUUUAGCUCUGAAGAAAUCAGCCGAGUGGAAGGCUAAGAAUGAGAACCUCAAAGGUCGCCCAUUGAGUGCACAUGAGCAACUUUUUGGCUUUUCUCGAGAAGCCGAGCAAACCCCCCCAGCCUCCCCCUCCAAGUCGGAUCCCCCCUCCCCUGUUUUCAAAAGUGCCGCUGCACAAGAGAUUAUAAAGGAAAUGGCCUCUGAGGCCGAGAAACACAGGCGAUCCGUUCCUAAAGAGAAGCGAAGGCACUUCACGAUCUCUAGUAGUCGGCCCCUCAUGCUAGAGACGAGAGAUACAGGUCUUGAGGAGGGUGCCAGAUCACGUGACGACUGUGAUAUGGUCAGAGCCUUGAGACCACGAAAUCAUCCUGAUGUUGUUAAGUCAACACUUAGCACAAGAGAUCUCCGAUUUAAUGAGACAACAAUUGAUUCUAUACUUGGUGCUCCAGAUAAGAUAUACAUUCCUGAGCGAUAUAUGCCGGAUGAGGAUGAUGAGAAAGAACCAACAGAAGAAGAGCGGGCACAAAGAGAGCAGAAAGCAGAAUCGAUCCGGAAGAUGCUCAGUGAAACGCAAACAACUGUCACCGCCACUGACAACCCAGAAGUCAAAAGUGAGACGAGUGAAACGGCGGCCAGUUCCUCCUCAGCUUUCAAAGCCAAGAUUGCAGCAGAGAAGAAGGAACGAGAACAUCUCCUUGCACUGAAUCAAAUCCUUGCUCGUCAGGUCAUGGAGAAAAGCCGUGUAGUUGCAGUACGAGCUCUUACAAUGCUGACCAAGCAACCUAGUUCUUCCGACGAUGACCUGUCACCAAUGCAGCCUCUUCCUCUUGUGCAGCAGCGGGAAAACUACCUCGUCUAGACAACCAGACCCCAACUUCCUUGUCUGGGAUACCUCGGAAACAAUUUUUCUACGAAUUGGUUUCCAUGGGUGGGGGGGGACAAGAACAGCAGCCUAGUCUAACAUGUUAUUUUUAAAACAGGAUGUGAGUGAUAAUGAGACAGCAAAAAUGUUUUGAUAGUGUGAAAGUCCUACAUAGUAUCAAAAAAAAAAGUAGUGCUGUAUGUUCUCCCUGUUUUCAAGUGUGAUGGUCUUGACUGUCUGAAGGAGAUGUAUAGUGAGUUACAUAGGCUUCCGGAGUCUCCUUCAGGUUUAAUGUACUAGACGAUGUGAUGCGUUCACUUAGAUUGUGAAAGUUUUUUUUUUUUUCAUGAUGAUUCAUGAGAUUAUUGUCUGUGAAAGUGUAUCAUAUUUUUUUUCUUCUGAAGUGUGUUCUUUCAGAAUUUAGAUUUGACAUUAUUUGAUAAAUUGGGGACAUCAUUCACCAUUUUGAUAAAAUGUAAUGUGUGAAAAUGUUUAUCUGACUGAUGAAUAAUGCAGUUGCAGCUUGGUUUACAUGUAAAUCAACAUUGUACAUUACAAACUGAAGAAGUUUUUUCCUCAGAACAGACAUUACUUUUGAAGGAUUGAAAGCAGCGUUAAAAGAGUUUGAAGUGAAAGAGUAUGGGUUUUUGUUCUUGUGAAAAGUGAAGAGUCUUCUGUGAAUUUGAAGAAAAUAAAAAAAUAUAAAAUCCAAAAGCAAGAUAUUUUCAAAAUAUUUUCUGAGUAUUUAUGCAACCAUCAUCAAAUACACGUUUCCUCGUAAGGAAUCACAUAGUGUAUACAUGAAACUGCCUUAUGGAAAACUAAAUUAAAAAUGUGCCAAGUGUGACUGAAGAUGGAUGGCUUCAUUAUGUUGACUAAAUGUGAUAUAAUGGACAUUUUGGUUUAUAAUAUUCCUUUUGUUUGGCUGCCAUAUCCUUACAUACUGUAAGAAAUGCUUGGACCUUCAAAAGUUUCCUUAUUUGGAUGCCAGUGAGAGUUCUGCAUUAAGCUGUUCUUCCAUGAGUGACUUUCCUAAUACUUUUAAAAGCUUCGUGUGUAAAUUUAGCUUUCAUUCAAAAUAAUAAAAAGAAAAAAAAAGUGCAAUGCUGAGGAUAAACUUUCAAAGAGACUGAAAGGUGAUGUCAUUCCCCUUUUUCAGAAUAAAGAAAGGACUUUUUGAAAACUGUAGUGUUCAUAUACUUGAGCUUCCAAAUGGUAUUGAAAAUUGAUUUCUUUAUCUCCAGUUUUAUGGUGAAUGUUGACAUGUCUGUACUGUACUACCAAUGAGAUAAGCUAACUCAUAGACCUUCGAAUCCAGUCUCGGUGCCACAUUAACUGAAGCUGGUUUGUCAGUCACUUAGGAUUUCAAUAGUAUUGUUAAAUGUAUGUGUGUAUCAUACUUGUUAGUUCUGUGUUUUAUUUUUAUUAUUAAUUUUAAUGAAGAUUGUUUGUUGCUAUAUUUCCCCUACAUGCUUGUAUUCAGACUCCUUUCCUCUUAGUGUUCAUACCAUUUUGGUAUAGGAUUUCUGUGUAUAGUUACUCUGUGAUUCCUCAAUCCUUCGGACUGAUAAACAGCUGCAAUAUAUGAGUUUUAUGUAAAUAUGAUACAAUAGGAUUAGUUAAUAGAGUUUUUUUAUUGGAAGUACAUUUUUAGGUGAAAACUGAAUUUUGCCUCGUAAGUAUUAUGUUUAUAUAAACAUUCAAUUUAUGAUUUUUGUAGGUAAAAAAAAAGAAGAAAAAAAGCUUGAAAUGUCAAACUCUAGCUUUAAAAUAUGGCAUCCCUUAUUACUCACUUUACAGUUUAGUUAAUAUUCCAACAUAUCUUAAGCAAUAAUAAUAUUGUCAUAUGGUAAUUUUUCUUCAGAAUAUCCUAAUUCAUUACUGUUGUGGUGAAGACUGCCAGAAAAUAAGGAGAGAUCUUUGUUGAAUACAGUGGGAUGAUUUUUCUAUGCCUUCAAUAAUAAUGUAAGGAUUGUCAGGAAGAUUGUAUGCUGUUGGUUAUACAUAAUAAUGUAUAUUUUAACUGCUCUCAAACUUGUGUAUUUUUUACAAAAGAUAUUUACUGUAUAUUGCCAGUACUAUUUUUUGGAACCUGUACAAAAGAUUGUAUUGUGCAAUAAAAUUCAAUUGCUCCAC
This is a messenger RNA of Penaeus vannamei (Pacific white shrimp), 5013 nucleotides long. The record is from RefSeq and is a predicted model, not a curated record. NCBI's taxonomy places the organism in Eukaryota, Metazoa, Arthropoda, Malacostraca, Decapoda, Penaeidae.